UGGAGACUCCUGGUGGAUACUUGUGAGGCGACUUGAAAUGGACAAUGAAGCUUCACAAAUGGCGAACAUGAUGGAGUGCUAGAUUUGCUCGUCUUUAGUUCUAUUGGAAGUUAGAACAGUAGAAGUUAGCGAGAGCAAAUGAAGACUCUCAGCAGAGAUGAAAUCGACUUGGAAGGUGGAAAGGUGGAAAAAAAUAAGGAGAAAACAAUACGCAGCAGCAGGGUGGUAAAAUUUCACAACCAGGCUUUGUUGUCUGGUCUUGCAUAUUGCAUCUCAUCCUGCAGCAUGAUAUUGAUUAACAAGUUUGUCCUGUACAGCUACGAUUUUAACGCUGGCAUAUUUUUGAUGCUCUAUCAGAAUCUGAUCUCUGUGGUUUUAGUAUCCAUCUUGAGUGUAUUGGGCAUCAUAUCAACAGAACCGCUUACAUGGAGAUUGAUUCGUGUCUGGUUGCCUGUGAAUGUUAUAUUUGUUGGGAUGCUCAUUACAAGCAUGUUUAGUUUGAGAUAUAUUAACGUUGCUAUGGUAACAGUCCUGAAAAAUGUUACCAAUGUGAUCACUGCCGUUGGUGAAAUGUACCUUUUCAAGAAGCACCAUGAAAGCAGGGUUUGGGCUGCAUUAUUCUUAAUGAUAAUUUCAGCAAUCUCUGGCGGAAUUACAGAUCUUUCUUUUCAUUCUGUUGGCUACAUGUGGCAAAUUAUUAAUUGCUUCUUGACGGCAUCAUAUUCAUUAAUACUACGGAGGGUCAUGGAUACAGCGAAGCAAGUCACCAAAUCUGGGAACAUGAAUGAAUUUUCAAUGGUUUUGCUCAAUAACAUUCUUUCAUUGCCUCUGGGGGCUCUGCUUAUAUUUGUAUUCAAUGAGGUGGAUUAUCUCUCUAACACGCCACUUUUGAAGGUGCCUAUGUUUUGGCUGGUGAUGACUUCAAGUGGAUUUUUGGGCCUUGCAAUCAGCUUCACUUCAAUGUGGUUUCUUCAUCAGACUGGGGCCACAACAUAUAGCCUCGUGGGUUCGCUGAAUAAGAUUCCUCUCUCCAUUGCUGGAAUACUUCUGUUCAAAGUCCCGACUAGUCUCGAAAACUGUGUCAGCAUUCUUUUUGGUCUUUUGGCAGGGGUCUUUUUUGCAAAAGCCAAAAUGCGGGAGAGAUCUCAGACCUAAGAUCGAGACUGCCCCAUAACUCAAACACUGGUUUUAUGCGUAACUACAAUUUUGCACCCAGUUAUCUCACUGCAUCUGACUCCAUUUGAAUACAGCAACCAAAAUUUUCAAGUAGUCAUCAAAUGGAUUCAAUCAUAAGUUUGUGAAGAAAGAGUUGGUGCUUGAGAUG
Messenger RNA from Telopea speciosissima, 1324 nucleotides. Its product is annotated as GDP-mannose transporter GONST1-like. The transcript has 9 exons. Gene Ontology annotation, cellular component: Golgi apparatus. The coding region runs from base 139 to 1155 and encodes 338 amino acids. NCBI's taxonomy places the organism in Eukaryota, Viridiplantae, Streptophyta, Magnoliopsida, Proteales, Proteaceae. Gene Ontology annotation, molecular function: antiporter activity; GDP-mannose transmembrane transporter activity. The record is from RefSeq and is a predicted model, not a curated record.